Messenger RNA from Fraxinus pennsylvanica, 414 nucleotides. The record is from the annotation of a GenBank genome assembly. NCBI's taxonomy places the organism in Eukaryota, Viridiplantae, Streptophyta, Magnoliopsida, Lamiales, Oleaceae.
AUGGGGCAAAAGCUUUGCUGUUUGAGGCCAUCAACUUCAGAAGAAAUAGGGACUUGCAACAAAAUUAAUGGAAAUUCCCCUAAAAAAUUGACGAGUUUGAGGGAUUGGCUUGUGGAUUCUCCUUCAGGCUCAAAUAAUCCUGAGUGUAUUAUGGGAGGUGAAAUUCAAGUUUUGACGCAAUCGAACAAGAAGGUGUAUCUGUCUUCUCCUGAUCCUGCCCAUACUGGAUAUUUUACACCAAGAGUCAGUUUCUCUACUGGGAAACUGGAUAAGAUUGAUGAAUCAGAAGAAGAUGCAGAUUUGUCUAUGAUAAGUCAAAACGGGAAUUUGGAGAAGAAGAGGGUGAGAUUCACGUUGCCUGAGGAAUCUGACAUUAUUAUCUUCUACUCUCCAAAAGAAAUAUUUGAAGAAUAA